Molecule: messenger RNA, 900 nt
Organism: Alosa sapidissima (American shad)
Lineage: Eukaryota; Metazoa; Chordata; Actinopteri; Clupeiformes; Clupeidae
Gene: hspb9l
Product: heat shock protein, alpha-crystallin-related, b11
Exons: 1
Coding region: 79-681 (200 amino acids)
Biological process (GO): protein refolding; response to heat
Molecular function (GO): protein folding chaperone
Source: RefSeq, a predicted model, not a curated record
UAGUUGCCUGGGACAGAAGCAAACAGAGACCAAACACGACUAACCAACUGCACACUUUAACUGAGCAGACGAUUCAAGAUGCUUUGCCCCAGCGCAUUCCAGCCUAUCAGCCCAUUCAUGGACUUCCACUGGCCUGUACGCAGCCUGUGGCCCGAGACGAGGCCCCUGUUCUUCCAGAUGGAACAGGAGAUGAUGAGGCACAUGCAGGAGAUGAAAAACAACAUGGAGUUCAUGGAUCGCCUCCAUCAGAAGAUCUUCAACGAGAUCGACCAGGGCCUGACGCCGACCACGUUCAAGCCCAUCACGUUCCACAUGGGCAAGGCGGGAGAUCAGUUUGCCGUGACACUUGAAACCAAAGACUUUGCCCCGGAGGAGCUCACCGUCAAGCAGGUGGGCAGGAAACUGCGGGUCAGUGGCAAGACAGAGAAGAAGCAGGACGACGGCAAGGGCUCCUACUCCUACAGAUGUGAGGAGUUCAGGCAAGAGUUCGACCUGCCCCAGGGAGUGAAUCCGGAGGCAGUGACCUGCUCUCUCGCCGAGGGCAAACUACAGAUAACGGCGCCCAACAAGGCCCUUCCGGAGAGCAAAGAGAGGGUGGUGCCCAUUGAACUUACCCCUGCUUUGAAGAACAAAGAGACUCUGGCAGUGGCUGAAGGAGAGGCAGCCAGUGCUAAGAACUGAUUUAGAUGUCAGUCACACAGGAGUGGUCAUGCUGGUGUCAUACCAAUCGAAGGAAUAGGCUGCUUAGGAUCUAAUCAUUUGUGAAUAUGUUUGCGUCUAACCAAAGUAUUGACAAAAAGCAAAUGAUUUUCAUGUGAAUUUGUUACAGUUUUAAUAGAGAAGUUAAUUUAACAACUGCUAUCUUUUGCAUUAUGUCUUUAAUAAAAAAAAUAUUUCUAA